UCGGUGGUUCGUUGCUUGCUGUGCAGAGUUGCAGUAGAGUUCGAAGGGAUUUUCCUGUUUUGUUGUACGUGCGUUCGCAGCGAAGCUGCAUUUCGGAUAAAGAAAAAGUAGUUCGCGAAACUGACGAGACACGCGGGAGAUACUCGACCCGUACGUCGAAACAAGUUUGAAGUCCGCUGUUGUUUUUUUUCUUCUGCUGAGCCCGAUCGAUCAUCAUGUGUUCAAUUUGUGCGCGAAUUUCGACGAUUGAAGGAUAUCCAUUUAUGUAGUUUCACGCCGUUUUGUAGCAAAUCACUAAAAGCAUCUUGUUAGCCACCCGGGCUUUGUGCCUUGCGAUAUUGGAGUAAUUUGAAGAUGAAUGGUGCCCUUCAAUGAACGGAAUGGUGUGUCGAUUAGGACCGUUGAGGGUGGUGAAGUGAGUGCAGGUAUCGUAUGUUUGGAGGUUACUUGACCGCAAAGUGAGCCAAAGAAGCGCCAUCGAAGGCACACCGGGCUCAGUUGAAAGUGAGAAAAGUAGGUCUCCUGACGAUUUGUAACCAUCGGCAGGCGAACGCAGUCAGCUGGAACUUGGCGUAAGAUAGUUUCUUGAGUGAGCUGAUGAUUCACAGCCACUGCACAGAGCAAACAUCAUAAUAGCCCUGUGUCACGUUUCGACCCCACUUUGGUGCCUGUGUGUUAGUGCAUGUAGGAAUAAUUCGAUUGGUGUAACUUCAUUGCUCGUUCGAUCCGUUGCGGGGUGACGCGAGUUGACGUGAUUUGAUUAUCAAGUUCUGCUAUCGAUUUCUACGGACGAGUGUAUUCAAUCAAGUGUAAUCAAUAUAUCCACUCACGUUUGUUUACUUGUGCAACGUAUAAAGUUUGAGUGGUUGUUUUGGUGGUCGUUUAGGCAACAUUUAUUAUUGAUUUGUGGCAUGAAUUCGUUACCGGUUGAAACCAGCGAGUGAGAGUUGCAAUGUUAACAACACGAAAACCAGGACCUCCGGUUCCGCCAAGGCCGAGUGCGGCGGCAGUCGCCACUGCAUUGGCAAAGCACCGCGAGAACUCACCCAGCAAUUUGGGUAUUCAUACGCUGAAGCCACCACAUCCCGGACGAACGGUGGUUUAUAAGUCACCCGACCUUGAUGAUCCGCUGAAGAAUCCUCCUCAGCAAAUUGUCAGCCAAGCAAAUUACGGUUUUAAUGGCUCUCUAAACCACCACUCUUCUUUGAAUCGAGUUGUCGAUUGUCCAUCGCUGAAGUCCGAGAUUUACCUCGAUGGAUCUAACAGUUUUAAUGUACCGCGACCGAUUCAUCCUGCCGAGAUUAGCAUUAAUUGCUGCAGCAACAAAAUUAUUUCAAACAUGGAAAACAGCAAAUAUACUUAUACGUCAACGUGCAGUAUAAUCGAAGUAAACUCUUCCUCAUCGGCGUCCACCUCGACAUCGUCCUCUCCAAUGUCGACGCUUCAGAAGUCAGAAUCUAAACCGAAUCUUCUCGUCAUCAGCAGAAGCACUAACGGUAAUGAUCCCAAUCAUCUUAAUUCCGCCGACGAAGACGAUAGCAUCUCCAGCCAAAAAGUUAAUUCUUACAACCGUCGGCAUGGGGAUCCGUUAGAAGACGCCGCAAUUAAGCGUAAUUCGUCAGACGUGAUUGUGAUCAAUUCGGCGUCCUCGGAGCAUGACAGUGGCACCGAGCAAAACUCGGCCGACACCAACAGCAUCGCGAGUAGCAAUUCCCUCGAACGGGAAAAUAAUUUGAAAAAUCUUGAAACCCGCAAAUCGCACAUGACCGAAAUAAUUAUCGGUCUCGGUGCUGACAAUUUUUCAACCACCGCAACGGUAGUCACUAAUGGCAGUCCAACCAUCAUCGAAGCUCGAAAUAGUACCCUCAUGAACAACAACAAAAGCAACAACAACAGAUCUUCUCCAGAAUUAAACAACCAUGUGAUACGAAGCUCGUCGAUCCGGUUGCCGUACCGGCCGGAACCGGAGGGUGGCGAAUAUGUGACGCCCUUGAACGAUCAGAACCUUCAAAGUAGUGUCAAAGUAAUUAAACCGCCGGCAAUCGACCCAAGAACGAUUGACUCGAAGCUGAGCGAAAAGAAGGUUGCAUUUCACGAGUUACUCAUCUCGGAAUUAACCGCAAUGAGAAGUGCUUACGAGAACCCAGUUGACACAGUGUCCAAACGUCAGCGGUAUCCACCUGAAACUCGAUCCUCGAGCGAUGUUUCACCGAAUGGUACUGCUAGUCGUGCGGGACGGAUCAGAACGGCCGACUGGAUUGAGGUUGAAGACAACGGGAAGGAGGUGGUUCUCUCCAGUUGCCAAAUAAGCUUAGAGGAUUCCGGCAUGGAGGACGAAGAGAAGCUGGAUGACGCGUCUUCCGGAGUGGGGGAUUCCUGGGAUAGUGUGAAGGAUGCAGAGGAACGCAUCACGAUGUCCCUGCCGGGACUGCCUCCACUGCCGAAGAGUCUUAGCGGGUUUGAUCUGGCUGGCCAGCAGCUUCAAUCUCAUCAGCAACACCAUCAGCAGCAGCACCAGCAGCACCUUCAGCAGCAGUCACUACAACACCACCAGCACCAGUCAUCCCAUCAGCAGCAGCAGCAGCUGCAUCAGCUUCAGCAUCAACAACAGCAACAUCAUCUGCAACCUCCGCCCGUGCAGCAACAUCAGCCGCACCAGCAGUUGCCACCGUCGCUGAAUCACCACCCGACGAACCCGUUCAUCCCGAUGGGAGUUAAUUUGCAAAGCGUUAGCAUGGCCUCUCUUGUGUCACAGCGUGGUCAAUCACCGGUUAGUACCGUGAGCAGCAGUAGUAGUAUUCCGGUCACACCGAACAGCGGAGGAUCCAGUGGCGGCGGUGGUGCUGCCAGGAAACCCACCACUCUGGAUACCCAGUUGGCUGUUUUGCGAAGAGAAAUGUACGGCUUAAGACAGCUGGAUCUGUCGCUGCUGUCCCAACUGUGGGCCCUGAACGAAUCGAUUCAGGAGUUCCGUACGAUGCUGCAGGAGCAGGAAACUCUCUCGCCACCCUCGCCUACGCCGUCCAAUUCGGACGUCAACUCCGUGUCGUCCGACGAAGAUGAGGACGAAUCAUCGAACACCGCCACGGUCGGCGGCGGAAUCGUGCCAGGACAGCACCACAAUCUGAUCGAAUCGGUAGCCGCCGGUACGGUGCUCGCUUCGUCCCAGUCGAACCGGAUGCGGGCGCCACCUCCACCGCCACCCAAUCGGAAGGCGCCCUCGCGGCCGGUUUGAAUGGCCCCAAUAUCCCAAAAAGCUCUACCCUUAAGCUCUACUCUAGCCAAUAACUAAUUUAACUUACUGUAUUUCGCGAUGAUCCAGCGCAGGUUCAGGAGAAGGGGGUGGUUACUGCAUGCUGCAAACACAUACACAAAACAUAAGUCAAUAGAACAAGACAAACGGCGGCGGAAAUUCCCCGGCCGGUAUCGUAAGUAAGUAUUUGCUCCGUCAUUUUCUGUACAUACUAAGUAAUCGUAAUUCCUGCAAAUGUGACAACUGCUAAAUAAUAAAGAAACAUUGU
Messenger RNA from Sabethes cyaneus, 3521 nucleotides. Its product is annotated as serine/threonine-protein kinase phg2-like. The transcript is spliced from 3 exons. Lineage: Eukaryota; Metazoa; Arthropoda; Insecta; Diptera; Culicidae. The record is from RefSeq and is a predicted model, not a curated record. Bases 953 to 3235 code for a protein of 760 amino acids.